CUGUACCUACAAACACGCCACCAAAGACCAUCAGGCUUUAGGACCCUGUGAAACACUGAUGCUCUACCGACAAGAGCAGGAGAGAGGGAGAAGCGUGGGGGGUGGAGUGGAGCGCAAAAAGACAGUAGAUGAGGAAAAGAGAGAUGUGGAGAGAGAAGAGGAGAGGAAGAUGUAAGGUGCCGCUUCACUGCUGUACUUUAAGAAGUCUCGCCAGGGGGACUUAGAAGAGCACUGCUGGUAUAAAUACCCAGCAUAAACAGGAUUAAAAGAGCAACUACUGACUCCAUCAGAGAAGUGUGAAGUGAGAGAGACAGGCAGAGAGAGAGGGAGAGAGAGAGAAUAAAGUGUAAGCAUCAGCUUCAGCAGUGUGUCUCCAGCUUGCUUUACUACAACACUCAACUUGGAAGACAAGAGCUGUCACUUUUCAAACGGCUUCAAGUGAACUCUUUCAGUCUAACAUCAUUCCAUCUCUCUAUCUCUACACUAGAAAAAAAAUAGACUGAUAUGGAGAAUAUGUAGUGGUGCUGAAGUUCAGUGUGGGAUUCCUCUGCUUUGCUUCACUCAGUUCAGGAGCGCUGGGAGACACACACAAACAGACUUCACGGACUCAAGAGUUCAGCAUCAGAUUAAAAAGCGCAGUCCAAGUGCCAACAUGAGAGGUGAGAGGUGCUGGACGAGACUCUGAGAGACGCCGUGUGGCUGGGAAUGUGUGGCGCAUAAAAAAUACAGGUCCCCACAAGAGCUUUCUGGUCUCAGCCGGUGCCAUAAAUCGAUAGCUGAGAACUCGGGUUUCUUCAUCAAGAUAUUUCUACUGGGGUACAAACAGAAUGAUAUUCUUGAGCACUUGCUGACCAGAAUCUGCACUCCAGAGGAUACUAUUUUUGUGGAUGUCUGAAGUCUUUUUCGCACUGCGGCUCUGAAAAACAUUGGCAGACUAAAAGAAUAUAUUUAUAUAUAGCUGAUAAUACUGAUAAGUCUUUCAGCUGCCUGUCAAGGAUCCUUUUUUUAACGCUUACGCUGACACUUUUGGCACUUCAGAGACUAUUCCUAUCAGCUUUGGUCUGUCUAAAUCAUAGCUAUUUUUAUUCCUCCACAUAUUUAGAUGAAAAGUCUCCCACUACAGAACCAUUUGUGUCUACUUGUCUGAAUGGUUGAGAGCAGAAGGGAGGUUCACGCUUAACAUUUUCCCAUUUUCACAACCUGUCUACAGUCUGGUGCUAAUCAUGGUUUUUCAUCACCAGAACUGACUUCCAUCUUUUUUUCAUGCAAAGUGAAACACAUUAGCAUAUUUAUGGGCUGAGAUAUAUCAAAUUGUGUACAGUGUGCUACAUGGAUCCCGCGUUCAGUCAUCAAACGAAGGAACAAAUAUCUUGCGACGUGAAGAAAAUGGAAUAUUCAAGAGCUCUGCGCACUUAAAGACGUGACAUAAGGCAGAACCUAGGAUGUGAUGGAGAACAUGAGUUAAAUUCCCUUCUUUAUGCUUGAAUCUGUGUGUAAUUAGCCAAAAUAUAUUUAUUUGUGUUACUGUUUUUAUAUUAAUGACGCAUUCAUAAGAACACUAUUAUUGGCCAGAUCAGCCAAGAAGCAUCAGUUGAUGUCAAAUCUCACAAGAUGGAGAAUUUGGAUGAACUAGAACAUCCAUUGUUGGCUGACAGCCCUAAAAACUCAAGUGAAACAGGCACCAAUAGCGGUGGACUGUUAAAAGGCAUAUUGGUGAGAAACGAGGAGGAUAAAAGACUGCCCCCGCUGGACUGGAGGAAUUAUUGCAGUUCUACAGAUAUUCAACAGCAGCAGCUACUGGAUCCAUGUUCGCUGCCCAGCACACUAGAGAGUUUUUAUCCUCCUACAACCAUCUGGGCCGCUGCUGACUCUCUAGGCAUCCACAGUAAGGAGUAUCUGGAAACCACUUUUGUGGACAUUGGCCCUGGUUCACCACUGGAAAGGAAAUUACUGGCAGAGACGAGAGAUGUCCAUAGUGUAUCCUACAGCAUAGAUGAUGGGGAUGACCUCUUGCCAGAUUUUGAGGACUCCUCCAGUGAUGACUUCAGUGAUACAGACAGUGAGAGCAACUUUCCCAUCAUGAUCCCUCAAGAUUACCUGGGUCUGGCUUUCUUCUCCAUGCUCUGUUGUUUCUGGCCUCUGGGCAUUGCUGCGUUCUAUCUUUCCCAAAAGGAGAAGGACAUCCACGGAAGAGUACAAAGAGGAAGAGGGAGAGCCGAUGAUGAGAACCAUCUGACUUUGAUUCCAGCCGGUAAGUGAAUGAAGGAGGUGAGUUUAUAUAGUGCAUGGGUGAUUGCAGGUGCAGGUGCAGGUGCAGGUGCGGUGAUCAGUAAUCAGGUGAUUGUUCACGGGUUUAGUGAGUGGUUGAUGGUGAGGGAGAGCGGUGAUUGGUGCUGCAGGAAUGAGCCGAGGGUAUGACAGUACCACACCCCCUCCACAGGUGACUCCAGGCACCCUAGAUCACUGGCGAGGAGGACCACGCCCUCGGGAAGCUGGGUGUUCUGGGUGUCGGUGGUGAAAUUCCUUAUGGAGUGUCGGAUCCAGGGUGUCCAUGGACAUCCAGGACGUCGCCAACUCUGGCAUCAGCUGCGUCUACCUCCAUAACGAAGAGCAGAGUGGGAUCUGGAUGUUGGAGGAUGGGAGCGGUAGUGAACUUGAGCUAAAGUUGUUCAAAGGCUUGGUGCGCAUCAGGGUUCCAGGAAAGUGUGCAAUGACCGCCUUUAAGGAGGGAGGUUAAGGGAGUUGGAGGCUGUAGUUCUUUUUAAAGCAUCAGUAAAUGUUGGCAAACCCCAGAAACCUUUGCAGUUCUUUCAAGGUUUUUGGUUCGUCCCAUCAUCCCAUCGUCCACUUUGCCAGCUUCCAUACUGAUCCCCUAAGUGGUGAUCAUGUAUCCGAGAUUUUGUGGAAUUCACAUUUACCCUUUUCUCUGCUUUCAGAAAAAGGUGGUUCUCACAGAGACGGUGGAGGAACUUCUGUGCAUAAGACUGGUGUUCUAUCAUGUUACGGAAAUAGAUAAAGAUGUCAUCUAUACAAUGGUGAAACAAUGGAGGAAGUCUCAGAAGAUUUUGCUUCAUUCGUUUUCCAUUAGUCUCCUUCUCGGAUAUGGAUCAGGUUGUAUGCACUUCAGAGGUCAAGGGCCUUAGUCCUCCAUCCUUCUUUGCCACAAAAAAAAAAAAAAAAAACGCUUGAAGCAGAUGGAGAAGUGGAUGGUCUUGUGAACCCCUGACAAAGAGACUCGUCGAUAUAAUUCUUUAUCGCCUCAUGCUUAGGACGGGAAAGAGGGUGGAUCCUUCCAUGCCGUAGUUUGCCGUCUGGCAGCUGGUCGUUGCUUUAUUCCCAGGACCGAUGUGGGGGUAACAGUGUGGCUCGUUCCUUGCUGAAGAUGUCGAGAUAGGGAGUGUAGAUGGCCGGAAUGGAGACUACGGAGGAGUGGUAAGGAUUUUCUACGGUGGUGGCGUGAAUGGAGAGGGAAUCCAGGUGUGGAGUGUGAACAACAGGAGGAGCAGUGUAACCAUGAUUGGUGCAUGAUGCACUCCAACCCAGGAUCUCUCCUGUGCUCCAGUUGAUGCUGGAAUGAUCUUAGACCUUUAUGGUAAGCAGCGAGGGGAGCCACUUGAUUUCAGCCACUGCUAGCAGCAAGUGCUCAGAAGUGCAGGGUGAAUUGUGGUGUUACCUUUGUGUAGAGUGAUCAAUUCAUCAUGCACAGAGAGAGGGGUGAGUGGGACCUCUUUAAAGUUGUUGGUAAAGGACAGGUAGGUGGCCAUCACUGGAGUGCUGGUAUUCCAUAGAGCAGGGGUCACCA
This is a messenger RNA of Danio rerio (zebrafish), 3802 nucleotides long. NCBI's taxonomy places the organism in Eukaryota, Metazoa, Chordata, Actinopteri, Cypriniformes, Danionidae. The record is from RefSeq and is a predicted model, not a curated record.